Messenger RNA from Diutina rugosa, 1665 nucleotides. It is a transcript of the gene TCP1, whose product is annotated as chaperonin-containing T-complex alpha subunit. Gene Ontology annotation, biological process: protein folding. NCBI's taxonomy places the organism in Eukaryota, Fungi, Ascomycota, Pichiomycetes, Serinales, Debaryomycetaceae. Gene Ontology annotation, molecular function: ATP hydrolysis activity; ATP-dependent protein folding chaperone; ATP binding. The record is from RefSeq and is a predicted model, not a curated record. Gene Ontology annotation, cellular component: chaperonin-containing T-complex. The coding region runs from base 1 to 1665 and encodes 554 amino acids. The transcript has a single exon.
AUGAUUUCCAAUGCCCGCUCCGACACGCUCUUCCUUGGCGGGGAGAAAAUCCUGGGGGACGACGUCCGAAAUCUGAACGUCAUGGCCGCCCUCUCCGUGGCCAAUGUCGUCAAGCUGUCCCUCGGCCCCGUCGGGUUGGACAAGAUGCUUGUCGAUGACAUUGGUGACGUCACCGUCACCAACGACGGGGCAACGAUUUUGGCGUUGCUCGACGUCCAACACCCCGCCGGUAAGAUCCUCGUCGACUUGGCCCAGCAGCAAGACCGUGAGGUGGGCGACGGCACUACUUCCGUCGUGAUUAUCGCCGCCGAGUUGAUGAAGCGGGCCAACGAAUUGAUCAAGAUGAAGAUCCACCCCACCACCAUCAUUGCUGGUUACAGAAUUGCCAUGAGAGAGCUGAUUGCUUAUAUCAACACCGUGCUUUCGCAGCCGGUGUCCAAAUUGGGUAAGGACACCUUAGUCAACGUGGCGCGGACUUCGAUGCUGUCGAAAGUGAUUGGGCCCGACUCGGACUUCUUUGGCGAGUUGGUGGUUGAUGCGAUGAUGAAGGUGAAGACGCAGAACUCGAAAGGCGAGACGAAAUACCCCGUGAAGGCAGUCAACAUUCUUAAGGCCCACGGUAAGCUGGCGCGUGAGCUGUACCUUGUUGACGGCUAUGCUCUCAACUGUACUGUGGCUUCGCAAGCGAUGAAGAAGCAAAUUAAAGGUGCUAAGAUCGCCUGCUUGGACAUCAACCUUCAGAAAGCCCGCAUGGCGAUGGGGGUGCAAAUCAACAUCGACGACCCCGACCAGUUGGAAGAGAUCCGUCAGCGUGAAUACGGCAUCAUCAUUGAACGGAUAAGAAAGAUCCUCGAUGCUGGCGCCAACGUCGUCCUCACCACUAAGGGGAUCGAUGACCUUUGUCUUAAGGAGUUCGUUGAAUCUGGUGCGAUGGCGGUGAGACGGUGCAAGAAGGAAGACUUGCGUCGCAUUGCCCGCGCUACUGGUGCCACCUUGGUGCUGUCACUCGCCAACCUUGAAGGCGAAGAAACCUUUGAAUCGCUGUAUUUGGGUCACGCCGACGAAGUGGUGCAAGCGAGAAUUUCUGACGAUGAAUGCAUUUUGAUCAAGGGUACUAAGCAACACCAAGCGGCCCUGAUCAUCUUGAGAGGGCCCAACGAGUACACCUUGGACGAAAUGGAAAGAUCGUUGCACGACUCGCUCCUGGUGGUGAAGCGCACCCUUGAGCUGGGUUCGGUCGUCCCCGGCGGUGGUGCUGCCGAAACUGCCCUUAACAUCUACUUGGAGAACUUUGCCACCCUGGUGUUCUCCCGCGAGCAGUUGGCGAUCUACGAGUUUGCGCAAGCGUUGCUCGUGAUUCCCAAGACGUUGGCGAUGAACGCGGCCAAGGACUCGCUGGACUUGGUGGCCAAGCUCCGCACCUACCACGCCGCGUGCCAGCUGGCGCCGGCGGCCGAUGCCAAGCGGAAAAAAUAUCGCAACUACGGGUUGGACUUGAUUGAGGGUAAGAUCGUCAACGAGGUCACCCACGGGGUGUUGGAGCCGACGGUGCUGAAGGUGAAGCUGUUGAAGGCGGCGCUUGAGGCGUGUGUGGCCAUCUUGAGAAUCGACACCAUGAUCACCGUGACCCCUGACCCUCCUAAGGAAGACCCCCACGCCCACUGA